This is a messenger RNA of Nilaparvata lugens (brown planthopper), 5534 nucleotides long. RefSeq names its product bromodomain adjacent to zinc finger domain protein 1A (gene Acf). Gene Ontology annotation, molecular function: protein binding. Gene Ontology annotation, biological process: chromatin remodeling. Bases 301 to 4746 code for a protein of 1481 amino acids. Lineage: Eukaryota; Metazoa; Arthropoda; Insecta; Hemiptera; Delphacidae. The transcript is spliced from 24 exons. The record is from RefSeq and is a predicted model, not a curated record.
AAAGUUGUUCCCGUUCUUACUCAAGCAAGCAGGUGGAAAUUGAACUUUGGCGUAAUUAUUUGUAAUCCGGGCUUAAUAACCAUUCAUUUAUAAAUUAUAAAGUAACAGUCUCUUCUUGUUGGGAAAGAUGAUUCCUUGUUUAAUUGUUUAUGAAUAGGAAGUGCUCUGUAGAAUGAUAAAGUGGUGUAAAUACUGAAAGAAUUCGGUUUCUCACAAGAUUUGGUUAGGAGCUUUGUGCUCUUUUUACCGAACGUCGUUAUUUAUUCUUGAUCAUCGUUGGAUAUUAUCUAGAAAGAAGAAAUGCCUCUUCUCAACAAGAAGAACUUUGUGAUCAACGAUCCACCUCCCAAUUUAAAAGAUGAUGAAGAAGUUUUCUAUUCUGAAUUGACAAACGAGAUUUUCAGGGAUUAUGAGGAGUUUUGCGAAAGAAUCUUUCUUUGCAACUCUCUGGUGUGGUCAUGCAGUUACACUGGAAGGUCAAGCCUGACUUAUCAGGAGGCUAUCGACUCAGAACUUGUAGCCAAGAAGAUGCUCAAUGAGUUUCCUCUCAAGUUGAGAAUUCCAGUUUUAUACCUGACAACUCUAACCGAGAGAUCAUCCCUGCUGGAAUUUGCUGAAGAUGUUUUCGCAUUCGCCAGAGACCGAUACUUUAUCGGUGAGGAGGUGGAAGUGUGCUUCUCAAAUGACACUUGGUCCGACUGCCGUAUAGUGAAAGUGCAGUACCCGUCGCAGAAGCGACUGCAGGAACACAACCAGCUGAGCCAGAAGACGGCCACUAAGAGUGGUGAACGCGACUACUGGCCGCCGGCCGCACUCUACAGCUACGAGGUGGAGCCUGUGGCGGCGACUGGCGACGGGACGCGCCACUGUGUGGCCGCCGACAAAGUGCGCCGACGCAAGAACGUCUACACGCGCGAGAAGAAUCGGCUCUACAUCAAGCAGUUUGUCGAGCGGCAGGCUAGCGUCUGGAAGCUCAAGAAAUCAGUCUACCACAAGUACGGCAUCGACAAGGUGAAGUUCGACAUGAUUUUCUGCGGACCAGCAAUGGCAUCGUUGGCUCCAACAAAGAAGAAGCCGGCCAUCAAGAAACCUGCCGUCAAGGAGGCCGUCAAAAAAGACGUCAAAAAACAGAAGGUGCAAGGCUCCAUCGACAAAUACUUUGCCAAGCAGAAGUCCGGAGAUAAACAGGAGAACGGUGGUGCCGGAGAUAACGCCAAGAAAGCUACGCCUCGCAAACCGGCCGAAACGCCGCAGAAAACCCUAGUGCAAAAGUUGAAGAACAAGUACAAGAUGAACAACAAGAACGCCAAACUGCUGAAAACUGUCAAAGAGAACAAAACGGAGAAGGUGCCUAGGGAACGGAAGAAAAAGGAAAAAGCAGUUCGAAAGGCAUUGAGUAAAGAAGAAUUGCAGAAGAUUGCUGUCGAAUGCAAGGACAAGGAUGUAAAAGAGAAAUUUGCUCUCUUUAAGAAGAACAAUCUGACUAAAGAAGAAAAGGUCCAAGUGUUGGAAUUUGUCAAAGAGUACACAAAGUUUAGAGAGGAUCUUGAGUGCUCAUCGCUGAAGGAAUUACCAGCCCCUCUUCCAGUUCAAAUGAGAAUACCCAACGAGCUUUUCGGCGAUUUUCUUCAUAUGCUGGAGUUUUUCAAUUCGUUCAGUAACGUUGUCAACGUGAGAGAUUUCUUCUUAAACGGAAUCACGUUUGAGCUGCUGGAACGCGCACUUGUCGAAAAAGAGGUCGCAGGUCCACUCAGUGAUGUAAUCCACGUUCUUCUUUCAACGUUGUUCGAACUUCAAGACCAAGAUGAGGAAUAUGAUGAUAAACUCAGUCUGGAUAGUGGUAGCGAACCGACGCCGGUGCAACAGAGUGAUAAGAAAGCAGACGACGCCCUGAUCAACUAUCGCCUGGCUGUUGCGGCAGCUGCCUACAGUCAACAGUACCACGGCCACCCAAUCAGUGAGCUCACUCUCGACUCGGCCUCGCUCACCGAAGUGCUCAGGUUGCACAUCAUCUCAUCGGGCCGACGGCUCAUUGAUGACAGUGACCAGUCAAGGAGGAUUCCCUCUUUGAAUAUUGAAGAUCCUUGUUCGGAAUUGUGCUUGAGACAUCCUCAAUUGUUGAACGCGCUCAGUCAGAAGAGCAUUUUUGAAUUACCAAUUGAGGACAAAGUUCUAAUAAUCAAUUCAUUGAUAAAUCAGAUUCUCAGCUUUGCAUCCACUAAAGAAUCGAUUGAAGAAGAAUUAGUAAAUCUGAGAUUGGCACGAGUUGACUGGAGAUCCAAGCGAGCUGCUGAAGUGAAGCGCAUCAAAGAAGCAGAGAAAGAGUUGAAAGAACAACAGAAAGCCGCUUCUGGCGAGAACAAGGACAAAAGUAAGAGCGACAAGGAGGCAACUGAGAAGAAAGAGAAGGAGGAGGCGACUGGCGGUGAUGGAGAGGGGGGUGAGGGGGAGGUGCCGAAGACACGCAUGCGCAUGGGCAAGAACCUUGUGUUGAAAGCGCGCGAAUUGGCUCAGCUGGAGUUGCGCGUGCAAUGCCUGCCGCUGGGCGUGGAUCGGGCAUUCCGUCGCUACUGGCUCUUCUACUCGACGCCCGGCCUCUAUGUCGAGCACAACGAGCCCAAUCCUGGCGUCUGUGUGCCCAGAGAUAUAAUCGACAGCCUAUCGGCCGAUUCGCCCGUGAAGUACGUGCGACGUCUGUUCGAUGAGGGCAGCGACAAGGAGAACGUGGGCAAAGCAACGGCGACAGCGACAUCCCGCGGUAGCAUCAGCGCGCCAAGUCCCAGCAAGAAGCCGCUGCUGGCCGAGAAGAACGGUGACGCUGUGUCAUCGUCGCCGGCCCGCGUCAAGGUGGAGGCCGGCGCCGAAGAGACGGCGUCAAAGUGGAACCUGAUGUGCACCGGUGACGCGGCGCUGUGUCCCGUGCACGCUCGUGGUCCCACCACGACAUGGUCCUUCUACAGGGACGAGGCCGACCUGAAUGCGCUCAUUGAUAGUCUCAACAAGUACGGUGUGCGGGAGUCACAGCUGCGCAAAGAGCUAAUAAAGAAUAAGCCGCGCAUUCUUGAUAGUGUCAAGCGGUGUCCGCACGCUAAACUCAAUCCCACUGUGCCUGAGGAUCCUGACCAACUUGAAAUAAAAAAAUCUGUAAAAACCAAGUAUUUGAAUGCACAUUUGGAUUUCCCGCCCGAUACCCCUCUUGAUGAGAUACUCAUUUCCAGCUUAAGAUUCAUGAUACUAGAAACUGAAGAUAAAAUUGACGCUGGACAUAUAGGAACACUCAAGGUAAAAGACAGGCACGCAUGGAGAGAAGCUUUAAAUAAUAAAUCCUAUGAUAAGCAGUGUGACGAGCUGUCUUGGGGACCCAAAAAGGGGAAGAACUUGAUAGAAGUCCCUUCAGAUGAAUCUGAUGACAAAAAAGAAGUGGCAAACAGUACAUCGCAGUCUUCUUCAGCUUCAGACUGCAUUGAACGGCUCAUGCGCACAGACGUGGAAUCUCCGAAGAAGGAGGUGUUCGAUUUGGCCUGCGCCAUCCUACAAAUCGAACAGGCAAUCGAGCAUCGAUUCUUGAAGAAGCCUUUCGGAGUGGCCGAUUGUAAGGAGAAAGAAAAAGAAAAGGCAGAAACUGAGGGCUACAAGUUGAGGGAACGUUGGGAGCUAUCUCUUAUGGCUUCUUGUAGUAUUUCUCAGUUAUUCGUUCAUAUUUAUACUUUAGAUUACCAUAUUGCUUGGUCCAGAUCGGCGUUGAAGGCUUCGUGUCGUAUUUGCCGUCGAUCCUCUAAUCCCGAAUCAAUGCUGCUUUGCGAUAUGUGCAACAAGGGCCACCAUCUCCACUGCCUCAAACCUCCUCUCAAGAAAGUACCUGAAGGCGACUGGUACUGCCCAUCCUGCUGUCCGAAGCCAUCUCCUGUCAAGAGAUCCAGGAAAGAGAAAAUGGAUGCUGACGAGAGUGAUUUAGAUGAUUGCAAGACACUGGGCAAUUGCAAGGCGUGCAAGAGCGAGGGUUGGCUGGUGACUUGCAGCAGCUGUGAGUGUGGAUGGCACUUGGAGUGCAUCAAUCCGCCCCUCAGGAAGCAACCGCGAUCCAAGUGGAACUGUCAUGGAUGUCGGAGACAAUCCAAAUCAGAUGAGCACCUGAGUGGUGGAGGGGAGGUGGAGCGCAGCAGCCGGCGGCGAUGCGCCAAGGCGGCCUCUGCCAAAAUAUCCAACUUCGCCAAACAGCUGCGCGCGCAUGCUUGGGACGAGUCUGGAUCGGGAGCAGUGAACGGCGAUGACGCUGAGAGAGAGGAGGGAUCGCGGCGUCGGUCGCGGCGGUCUGUGGAGGCGGCUGGCUCGGGGGCGGACAUGAAUGGCUGCUCUGUGCUGCGCAGUGAUCUGCCCCUCGACAACGCCGCCCUCCAGGAGAUGCUGGAUGCGCUCAUGCAUCACAAGGACGCGUGGCCCUUCCUCAGGCCCGUCACCAAAGCUGAAGUACCUGAUUAUCGCAACAUUAUCAAAAAGCCAAUGGAUUUCGGAACAAUAAAACACAAGCUGAACAUGUUGGAGUACAGUAAAAACAGUCAGGUGAUAGCCGACGCUUUACUAGUUUUCGAUAACUGCUACACCUACAACCAGCCCGAUUCCGAAGUUUACAAGACCGGUGAACGACUGCAAAAAAUGUUCGAAAAACUGUGCAGCGAAAGAAAAAUGAACAUCGAUGUUGAUUAUGAGGUCAAACCUCCUAAUCAAAAAAAGCCGAAGCUCAUGUAGACUCGACAACAAAUUAACCGAACAAAAAUUGUCCUCAUGUAUGAAUGAGUAUUACGUGCCUCAUCCUAUUACAAUAACAAUUAUUGUAAUUAGUGUCUGUUGGCUCUUAACACCAUGAACAGUUUUAUGUGUUUUAUGUCUGACAUUGUAAAUUAUUGUCAAACAAUAUUUGCUACGCUGUGCGACAGCAAUUUGUGAAAUUAUUUUUAAGUCGUGUGUGUAAAAAAGGGUCUUCUAGGGAGUAUCACCUUUUGAAAUUUAUACAAAGUAUGUUUUUCAUUAGAUAUCAUCAUGAUUGAAAAUUGCCAAACUUAACUCUUCGGGAACUCAUGGGAUUUUUCUCACUAAAGACCUUAAUUGUAAAUGUUCUAUGAAGUUUCAUCUCUAUACUUCCAACAUAUUUCAUUUGAUAUUGAAGCUUUUCUCUUUGGAGACUGUACAGGUAUUAUCCCUGAGUAUACUUGAUUGAAAUUCAUUUUUAUUUCUUUGGGAACUAAUAGGACUUUUCUCACUAAAGACCUUAAUUAUUGUAAUUAUUGGAGACUGUACAGGUAUUAUCCCUGAGUAUACUUGAUUGAAAUUCAUUUUUAUUUCUUUGGGAACUAAUAGGACUUUUCUCACUUAAGACCUUAAUUAUUGUAAAUGUUCUAUGAAGUUUCAUCUCUAUACUUUCAACAUUUAUUUCAUUAGAUAUUGAAGUUUUUCUCUGCGGAUACUGUACAGGUAUUAUCCCUGAGUAUACUUGAUUGAAAUUCAUUUUUAUUUCCAUAAAUAUUUCGUGCUAAUAA